Molecule: messenger RNA, 3031 nt
Organism: Stegastes partitus (bicolor damselfish)
Lineage: Eukaryota; Metazoa; Chordata; Actinopteri; Pomacentridae
Gene: coro2ba
Product: coronin, actin binding protein, 2Ba
Exons: 13
Coding region: 329-1774 (481 amino acids)
Molecular function (GO): actin filament binding
Source: RefSeq, a predicted model, not a curated record
UUGAUUUUCACUUUGAUUUUUUUUUCUCACUUGUUUUCUCGUCUCUCCUCUGCGUCCUUGAAUAGAUUCAAGGAGACAUGUGGUGGAACAAGUGAGACCUGGUGGCUCCUUCAGGUCUGCAGGUCCUCAGACUUGUCACCUCCACCCAGCGGAUGAUGUCUUUUCCUCCCACACCUUAUUUGUGGUGCAAAUUGGAAAGACUUCCAAGAUCACACAGAAUUAAAUGCAACAGAGCUGCCCUCCUCUCCUCCUCAUCACUUUGCCACUCCUGCGGCAUUGCUCUUUGCUUGAAGGGGACACUGGCCUGCUCCUCACCCACUGAUUCUGCAUGACUGUCACAAAGAUGUCAUGGCGGCCGACCUACCGAAGCUCCAAGUUUCGAAACGUCUACGGAAAAGUCGCCAACAGGGAGCACUGCUACGACGGCAUCCCCAUCACCAAGAACGUCCAUGACAACCACUUCUGUGCCGUCAACUCCAAGUUCGUGGCGGUCGUCACGGAGAGCGCCGGCGGGGGCUCCUUCAUUGUGAUACCUGUAUCCCAGUCUGGCCGCCAGGAUUCUCAUUACCCCAAAGUGUGCGGGCACCAAGGCAAUGUGCUGGAUAUCAAGUGGAAUCCCUUCUUUGAAAACAUCAUAGCAUCCUGCUCGGAGGACACCUCGGUGCGAGUAUGGGAGAUCCCAGAGGGCGGCCUGAGGCGCAACAUGACGGAGGCGGUGCUGGAGCUGUACGGUCACAGCAGGCGGGUGGGUCUGAUCGAGUGGCACCCGACCAGCAGCGGCAUCCUCUUCAGCGCAGGAUACGACUACAAGAUCCUCAUCUGGAACCUGGAGAUCGGGGAGCCGGUGAAGAUGAUCGACUGCCACAGUGACGUCAUCCUCAGCAUGUCCUUCAACACAGACGGCAGCCUGCUGGCCACCAGCUGCAAAGACAAGAAGCUGCGCGUCAUUGAGCCGCGCUCCGGGAGAGUCCUUCAGCAGGCCAGUUGCAAGAACCACCGUGUGAACCGAGUGGUGUUCCUGGGCAACAUGAAGCGACUGCUCACCACAGGGGUUUCUCGCUGGAACACCCGGCAGAUCGCUCUGUGGGAUCAGGAGGAUCUGUCGAUGCCAAUUGUGGAGGAGGACAUAGACGGGCUCUCGGGACUGCUGUUUCCUUUCUACGAUGCCGACACGCACAUGUUGUACCUGGCAGGCAAGGGGGACGGCAACAUCCGUUACUUUGAAAUUACCACAGAGAAGCCGUACAUCCAAUACCUAAUGGAGUUCCGGUCCCCGGCCCCACAGAAAGGACUCGGUGUGAUGCCAAAGCACGGGCUGGAUGUGGCAGCCUGCGAGGUGUUUCGCUUCUACAAACUAGUAACGCUGAAGGGUUUGAUUGAGCCAAUUUCGAUGAUUGUGCCAAGAAGGUCAGACACAUACCAGGAGGACAUCUACCCCAUGACAGCCGGAACAGAACCUGCCCUGUCCGCCAGCGAAUGGCUGAGCGGGAUUGAUAGAGACCCGGUCUUGAUGUCCCUGAAGGACGGUUACCACCGGCCAAACCAGCUAGUGUUCAAGGCCCCAGUGAAGGAAAAGAAGAGCGUGGUGGUGAAUGGGAUCGACUUGCUGGAGAACGUACCACCCAGGACGGAGAACGAGCUCCUGCGGAUGUUCUUCCGGCAGCAGGACGAGCUGCGGCGGCUGAAGGAGGAACUGACCACCAAGGAUGUGCGAAUACGCCAGUUGGAGCUGGAGCUGAACAACCUGAAGAACGUUAGCCCCAACAACGUCUGACCUCUGAGCCUCCCGGACUGGCAAAGCUGCCCCCCCAAUUCAGACCUCCGACGAGCUCCUGAGCCCUCCCGCCCUGCUUUUUUGAUAUAUCUCAUUAUAUCAUAAGUUCAUUCCUGCUGCCCCGCAUAGUGCACACGAUAAUAUGGUAACUGUGGGUCUUAACUGAUGCGAUUACUGGAACGUCGUAGUAGUGAUCAGAAGUAGGCGAGACAGUUCAGGGAUCACCGCCUAAACAUUCAAUCAGUCGAUGACAGGAGAAAUGUGAGAUCCAGUCAGUUUUGGUAUUUUCUGUUUUUAUAAAUGAAUAUUAGCGAUCUUAGGAUGACUUAUUGAAUAUUUUCCGCCACACCACACAGGUAUUUGUCUCACUAUGCCUGCCCUGUUGUCCAUGUGGCAAUGCCUUGAUCACCAUGCAAAAAAACAAAAAGGAAAAAAAAAAAAACAGUUCCCAGACUCAUCCUCCUGUACCGACCAAACCACCUACGAAUCCUCAUCCAGGUUAAAACUGGAGGAUGAAACAGACUUUCACCGGCUCCUAUUCUUCUUCCCUAAGGCCUUAGACCCUGCUGCGGUUUGCAGCGAGCUGCAACAUCAUCUCAAAAUGGCUGACGUGAAGUAGUUUUGCACCUGACAGACCAGAAGAGUUUUGCUGACGUGGAUCGUGUUUUUCACAAAGCUGCUUAUCCCGUAACUGCUUUCCUCGCCUACAAAACGUUGGCUAUAAAUUUUACUCCGUGACACUUACACAUAGCUCUCUUAAAUGCAGAGUGGAUAGGUCACUUCUCUUCAAGUACUUUAUUUAAAAUAGUGGGAAAGCAGCAGAGGAGACGUGGAUCCACAGGUGGUGGACUUGUGUCGCUACUGGAGGGAAGCUUUAUUGGCUGUUACUGGUUUUUAGGGCUAAUUUUGAGGAUGGGAGGGGUGUUAAUGUAUAUUUGCUUCUAUUUAUUUGUCACAUCUUACCUUUUUAGCUAAUAACAUGUAUAUUUGUUAAUCCCACUGUUUUUUGUACGAUGUGGCUGCGCAAGUAAUGAUUGUGAUGCUUGAUAGAUUUUUUGCUGAAUGUUUCCGGUUGAAGCGGUGCAAGAUUUGUUGUGUGAAACGGCACCUUAAACGGUAUUUUAGUUCUUCGACUCCAACGGCAUAACUUGAGAUAAGUUAUGAAGCUAUAUUCUUGCCUAUUCCUAACAGUGCAGACUGUAAUAAUAACCAUCCUUUUACAUUUAAACUUAAGUAUAUUACUAUUACUGAGACGUG